AUGUGGAUGAAGCAAGCAAUCAGAUCCACCAAGCGCAACCCUUCACACUUUGAGAAGGUGGCUAAACACUACAACUCUCUUCAUGAUAGCAACUCUACAGUUCCAUCAGUGAAUGUACCUACUAACUCUAAGCCCAGGAGGGGUAGACCAAAGAAAAAUAAAGGUACACCGUUAAUGGAAAAAAUGCCAAUCAAAUUUCAGCCUCAUAUAUCUAAGAUCAUAGAUGUACUACCAGAUGGAAAUUGUGGAUUCAGAGCUGUGGCAGCAUUAUUGGGAAUGGGUGAACACUUGUGGCAUGACAUUAGAAAGAAGAUGAUUGACGAGAUGAAAAUCAGAGCUGAAAAGUAUGGUGCAAUGUAUGGGGCAAAACUAUGUCAAACCAUAAUAGAUGCUUUACAUGUCGCACCUGAAGAGCUUGUCACUGAAGAAAAGUGGUUCACAAUACCAGACAUGGGUUACAUUGUUGCUACGACCUUUAAGGUUGUCUUGAUCACACUGUCUAAUUCGGGUUCUACGACAUUCUUACCUCUGGCAGGAGCAGCACCAAUUAGUCACCAUAUUAUAGUACUUGGACAUGUCAACAGAAAUCAUUGGGUUCAGGCAAAAUUAAAGGGCAAACAUCCAAUCCCACGAACUGCUCCCCAAUGGAGAUAUCAUCGUGACUCAGAUGCAGAGGGGUGGGAGACUUCUUACAAGAGGCGAAUGACUCAAUAUCAAAAGGAAUUAGAAGAACAAAAUCUCACCAAAGAACAAAUUGUUGUAGACUUGACUAAGGAUUAA
This is a messenger RNA of Lotus japonicus, 780 nucleotides long. RefSeq lists its product as uncharacterized. The record is from RefSeq and is a predicted model, not a curated record. NCBI's taxonomy places the organism in Eukaryota, Viridiplantae, Streptophyta, Magnoliopsida, Fabales, Fabaceae. The coding region runs from base 1 to 780 and encodes 259 amino acids. The transcript is spliced from 2 exons.